This is a messenger RNA of Exophiala xenobiotica, 1089 nucleotides long. RefSeq lists its product as uncharacterized. The record is from RefSeq and is a predicted model, not a curated record. NCBI's taxonomy places the organism in Eukaryota, Fungi, Ascomycota, Eurotiomycetes, Chaetothyriales, Herpotrichiellaceae. The transcript has a single exon. Gene Ontology annotation, cellular component: membrane. Bases 1 to 1089 code for a protein of 362 amino acids.
AUGACAACCACCACUACCUUCCUGUUUGAAAUAGCAACAGUUGCCGCCUCAUCUGCACAGACAUCAUUGUCACCGCUGGCUUCAGCUGCGCCGUCAGCGAUCGCGUCGAUAGCUGAUUCGGACGACGAGAGUAAUGGCGAAUGCAAAUUACUCGGGCCCUUCGCCAUCCUCAUUCAAAGCGCUCUAGGCGCUCUUGCGUUGUUAUCUUUGGUUUUCAAGAGAUGGAGAGAACGACCGCAGCGGCCGCUGAAGAUUUGGUCCUUUGACGUCUCAAAACAAGUCGUGGGAUCGAUCCUCCUGCAUCUGGCAAAUCUUCUCAUGUCGAUGAUUUCCUCUGGUCAGAUUGAGCAGAGUAUUGCUCAGGCGGCGGCAAACACAUUCGCAGCGGAUGUCACUGAUGUGUAUCAGCCCAAUCCUUGCUCUUUCUAUCUACUCAAUUUGGCCAUUGAUACAACGAUUGGGAUUCCGAUAUUGAUUGGUAUCCUGAAGAUCCUUACCAUCGGCGCUAGUUACACACCUCUGGCAAAUCCAAAAGAGUCAAUCGAAUCUGGGCAUUACGGCACUCCGCCAAGAGCCACCUGGUGGCUUAAGCAGUGUCUUAUCUAUUUUUUAGGCCUGUUGGGAAUGAAAGCAUGUGUUUUCCUGAUCUUUCACCUGUGCCCCUGGCUCGGACGAGUAGGUGACUGGGCACUCCGAUGGACGGAAGGCAACGAGGCUCUACAAAUUGCCUUUGUCAUGCUUAUCUUCCCGCUGAUCAUGAAUGCCCUGCAAUACUAUAUUAUCGACACGUUCAUCAAAAACUACAAGGGUCCUGCUGAUGACGCCGAGCAUGAAAGAGAGCACGGUGAAGAAGAAGAGCACGGCGGCUUGCUGGAAGAAGAUUAUCCUGACCAUGGUCAAUCCAUCGACGAAGUUGAGAUAUUCAAGAGCGCUGAAGGGACGCCCGACCCCAAGUUCCAGAGCAAGCCUAUCGCAGCCUAUGACCCCAACAAAGAUGGAGAAGUGGAUAUAACCGGUCGGGAAGGGGAGAGCAGUUCGCUGGCAAGUCACGCGGAAGAAGAAGCUGUAGAACACAGGCCACGAAUUUGA